Messenger RNA from Callorhinchus milii (elephant shark), 1042 nucleotides. RefSeq names its product HD domain containing 2 (gene hddc2). The transcript has 6 exons. Gene Ontology annotation, cellular component: cytoplasm. The coding region runs from base 57 to 629 and encodes 190 amino acids. Lineage: Eukaryota; Metazoa; Chordata; Chondrichthyes; Chimaeriformes; Callorhinchidae. Gene Ontology annotation, molecular function: 5'-deoxynucleotidase activity. The record is from RefSeq and is a predicted model, not a curated record.
UGUGAGCUUUGUGACGUGUGAAUGGGGGGUGGGGUCUGUGACGUGUCGGGGUAGUGAUGGCUGCCGGACCCGGGAGCGCGCGGAGCCUGAUCCAGUUCAUCAGGACUCUGGGGGAACUGAAGCGAGUACCUCGAACAGGUUGGGUAUAUAGAAAUGUGGGGAAACCAGAGAGUGUGUCGGAUCACAUGUACAGAAUGGCUGUCAUAGCUUUCCUGGUAAAAGAUGAGAAAAUAAACAAAGACAGAUGUGUAAGAUUAGCCCUGGUUCAUGACAUGGCAGAAUGUAUUGUUGGUGACAUAGCGCCAGCGGACAAUAUCAGUAAAGAGGAAAAACACAGAAGAGAAAAAGAGGCAAUGGAACAUCUGACUGGACUCUUGAAUGAAGAUGUGGGAAAAGAAAUAUUUGACCUUUGGGAGGAAUAUGAGAAUCAGUCAAGUUUUGAAGCCAAGUACGUGAAAGAAUUGGAUCGCUUUGAGAUGAUUAUGCAAGCCUUUGAAUAUGAAGAGCUGGAACCAAAGCCUGGCCGAUUACAGGACUUCUUUGACUCAACAAAAGGAUCUAUUGGAUCUUGGGCCACUCUCUUCCAGGGUAAAUCUAUACAGAAGUGGGUCAACCUGAUUGACACAUAGAUUUGCUAACCAAAACCCAACAUUUUAAAACGUGGUGCCUCCUCUGAAUGGAGGGUGGAAGUCAAGAGGCAGAAGAAAGAAGACGGUUUGAUUUCAAAAGUAGAAGAGAGUAAACACUCCCCAGAGGGAGUGACACCACUUAAUCCUGCCAGUGGGCAGCUUUCAAAUUUAUAUUGCCACCAGAGACUACAUUCAAGGUCAAAGGCAUAAACCAAAGCCACCACACUGGGUUGUGUGCACCUUCUCCAGCAGCACAAGCAAUACUUGGUUUCAUUUGUUAGUUUAUCACCAGCUUCAAACUGCUAUCAUUCAGCAGCAAGUCAAAGUGAAUAUAUCUGGUAGUAGUUAAUUAAAGAUGCAGUGAAAACAUACCUUAAGAUCACCCAGUAAAAGUGGUCAGUGUUUGCAGUUUU